UUACCGACCACCGGGAGCCUCCGUGCGCCGCGCAGCCUGAGAGGCCUCCGCUCGCCCGCCUCAGCGCGGGACUGGGCGGGGGGGUUGGUUAAAUAAUACGCUCACCUUGAGCCUCCCGGAGGUUCCCUGCCCGGCUGUGGGGGAGCACGAAGCGAGGUCGCGGUACCGAGAGGUCCGGAGCGCGUCCCGUCUCGUCCCGGCGCGUCUCGUCCCGGGCGGUGCCACCGCAAAAGGCGCGGACCGGGCGGCGCGGCGCGGCCGGGCCGUGAUCCGCGCUCUGAUUGGCUGCGGCGGGAUCGCGCCGCGCUCUGAUUGGCUGCGGUGGGACCGCGUUGCGCUCUGAUUGGACCCGCGUGGAGCCGGGGGCGGUUUGAGCGGCAGCGCCCGGCGCGGCGGCGGCUCCGGGGUCUGGCACGAUGCUGCCCCUGUCUUUGCUGAAGACGGCGCAGAACCACCCCAUGCUGGUGGAGCUGAAGAACGGGGAGACGUACAACGGCCACCUGGUGAGCUGCGACAACUGGAUGAACAUCAACCUGCGGGAGGUCAUCUGUACAUCACGGGAUGGGGACAAGUUCUGGAGGAUGCCAGAGUGCUACAUCCGUGGCAGCACCAUCAAAUACCUGCGGAUCCCCGACGAAAUCAUUGACAUGGUGAAGGAGGAGGUGGUGUCCAAGGGCAGAGGCCGUGGUGGGAUGCAGCAGCAGAAACAGCAGAAGGGCCGUGGGGUUGGAGGAGCUGGACGAGGUGUGUUUGGUGGCCGUGGCAGAGGAAUUCCAGGCAGUGGAAGAGGCCAGCAGGAAAAAAAGCCAGGCAGGCAAUCAGCCAAGCAGUGAGAUGUCUGCACCCAGGCAGGGACAGUUUGGGUUUUGUCACCUCAGGGUUGCCACAUGUCCAAAAAACGUUUCCCUUUCCCGUUCUUCCAUCAGAAUCAGAACCCAAAUCAUGUUCCUUUGGAAGCCCCUCACGCUUUAAUAUGGUGGAGUUUUCUCUCCUUCUACUCAGUAAAUCAUUGGAAAAAUUUUUUAAAAAUUCGUUCAUGGUUAAGGACCGAGGUUCUGCCUUCUCCUGAGAGUGAUUUUUUUCAGGCUUGCUAGAUUUAAUUUAAAAUAUUUUUCUGUUCAGAGGUACCAGUAUGAAGGCAAACACUUCCUGGAUUGCUUGGAUUUUUUUUUUUUUUUUUUUUUUAAUACUUGAAACUCGGGAAACUUGUUUUGUUGUAACAGAUGUGUUUUGGUUUAAAAACACUGAACCUAAGGAUGUUGUGUCUGUACAUGAAUAGUCCUAAAGGUUUGGGGUUUUUUUUAAAUCCAAGAAACUGUUAAGCUAUUGCUUUUCUCCUGGCUAGUGAGUUCUGAUUCUCCAAUGGCUGAAAGGAGGGAUGAACAUUGACCUUCAAGGCUUGUACCCAAGAGAGCUUUGUGACAAAUGAGUGUUUCCCAAUUAAUUAAUUGCUAAUUUGACUUCAGAUUAGAAGUUUCCUUCAAAGGAACAGGAUUUUUUUCUGUGGUUUUGGGGUUUUUUUUGGUGGUUUUGUUUUGUUUUUUUUUUUGUUGUUGUUGUUGUUGUUGCAUGAGGCUGGUGUACCCCUUCUUCCUCAUGGGGGAUUUACAUUUUUUUUUCUUUUUUAAAAACUUGAUCAACUUGAGUUGAUUUACAUGGAUUUAUUUCCCCCCCCUGCUUUGAAAACUCUCUCCCUUCUGCUGUGACACCGAGUCCUGAACUCUGACAAUAUUUCUCAACCCAAUUUCUUCCAGCACCUGGUGAUUGACCUCACUGGCUCUACCUGCCACUUCCUUCCCCAGCCACCAAUUAUCUUCCCUUGGGGACACAACCAACGUGUGAAUGUGUCCCUCCUGUAGUUUCAGAAAACUCCUGGGAAUUCCCAGGUCAGGUUGCUUCAGUCUUCCAUCCCAUUAGCAGAAUGCACCCUCAGAAUAUCCUGGCUGCUCCCAGUUUAGCAUCUGCACGAGGGCACAGGGGGAAAAAACAAAAAAAAAAAAAACCAGCUCUGGGUGUGCCUCAACCCCCUGAAUGGAUGAAGCAGCUGAAUUUUGGGGGGUGGGAAACUGUUAUUGUGACUUAUUUUGAGCAGGUUUUGGGUUUGUACAACUGGUUCUCAUAUUGGAUCCACUGCCUUCGCCACUGUACUGAAAAGGAGUGAAGAGCAUGCUUUUAUAGACUUAUUUUUUUAAUGUUUAUGGAACUGGGCGCAGUGGUGAGUGAGAAUAAAUCUCCAGCCUCUUCCAGUUUCCUCCCUCUGUGUGUCUGUGAUGCUGCUGGGCCCUGCCCGACCCAGAACCCUUCCCUGAGCCCUGGAGUCGGGGAUAAAUCCCUAAACAUUCCGUUUCCAACAC
Messenger RNA from Cinclus cinclus, 2354 nucleotides. RefSeq names its product LSM4 homolog, U6 small nuclear RNA and mRNA degradation associated (gene LSM4). The coding region runs from base 417 to 833 and encodes 138 amino acids. The record is from RefSeq and is a predicted model, not a curated record. Lineage: Eukaryota; Metazoa; Chordata; Aves; Passeriformes; Cinclidae. Gene Ontology annotation, molecular function: U6 snRNA binding. Gene Ontology annotation, biological process: mRNA splicing, via spliceosome; nuclear-transcribed mRNA catabolic process; P-body assembly. Gene Ontology annotation, cellular component: spliceosomal tri-snRNP complex; U6 snRNP; P-body. The transcript is spliced from 5 exons.